Molecule: messenger RNA, 1594 nt
Organism: Neoarius graeffei (lesser salmon catfish)
Lineage: Eukaryota; Metazoa; Chordata; Actinopteri; Siluriformes; Ariidae
Product: membrane-spanning 4-domains subfamily A member 4A-like
Exons: 7
Coding region: 40-759 (239 amino acids)
Cellular component (GO): membrane
Source: RefSeq, a predicted model, not a curated record
GUGUGUGUGUGUGUGUGUGUGUGUUUGUUCGUUGCAGGGAUGGAGUAUAAAGGGAUAGGGAGAGGAGAGAAGAGGCUCUCCCCGACCACAACACUUGAGAACCAACCUACCAUCAUUAUCAUGACCCCUGUAACAGCUCCAGCUGAUGCCCAACUCUCCCAGUGCAGGGUGUUUCUCAAAGGCGAGCCCAAAGCAUUGGGGAUUGUGCAGAUCAUGAUCGGAGUCAUGACCUUCUUGUUCGGAAUCAUUUUAACCACAUCUUAUUUUACGGUUAUGACCAUCAGUGGGAUCAGUCGGAUCACUCUGUGGGGAUCACUGAUUGUUAUAAGUUCUGGUUCUCUGUCAGUCGCUGCAGUGAACCACUCUAAUUCCUGCCUGGUGAAAGCACCGUUGGUGAUGAAUGUGUUCAGUGCUCUGGUUGCAGGAAUCACACUCAUUCUGUUAACAAUAGACAUGAUAUUCAUCAUGGACUGGUGUUACUACUCUGAUUACAACGGAUAUCCCAGCUGUAAUUCCAUCAGGCAUCUGCUGUAUAGCAUCCAUGGAGUGCUCUUUGUAUUCUCUCUACUCGAGUUAAUCAUUUCUAUCUGCACUUCUGCCUUCGCCUGUAACGCCCACCUGCUGCACUCAAACUCAUCCAAGGUAUGCACUGCCGAUGAAUGCACAGCCAAGGUAUGCACCACCGAUGAAUGCACCGCCGAUGAAUGCACAGCCAAUGUAUUCACCACCGUUGUAUUCACCGCCGAUGUACAACCCUGACUUCUACAACCAACAGGUUCCACAUCAAUCAUCUAUGAACACCAACAAAAAUUUCUAAAGUUAUUUCCUGAAACUUUGCAUACUUUUCCAUUCAAAUCCCUCUUCCUGAUGUCUCUGUGUUUUCUUUAAGUUUUCCAUCAUGUAUCACAUGUCUAAAAAUGACCUGUGCAGAAAUGAAUGUCAAAGGAAUGUUGACUUUUUUUAACCUGUAUGAUUAACUUUCAUAAAAAUUCUCUGACUCACUCUGUAACCGCUUAUAUCCAUUCUUCUCUUUCUAUGACACAUGCGUCAGAGUGACGUGUCAAGUCAUUGCAUAUAAAAUAAAAAGGAUUUGAAUCGUACCACAGCACACUUGAGUUUUGGAUUGUGAUUAGUCCAAAGGUGUUGAUUAAUUUUCUCAGCUGUGAUAGUAGUGAAGCUGCACACCACAGGUUUUUAUUACAGUUUAUGGCAAAGACUAGUGAAAGAACAAUUGUUGGAAACAAAGAAAAGAAGAAUGAAAUAUCUUUAAUUUUUCUUAUGUAGUAAAAAUUCAUUAUGUCUGAUAAUUAUAACUAUUCUUUUAAGUUCGUUUCUUAAGACACGUAUUCCAUGCACACACUCUUACACACACACUCUCACACACACACACACACACACACACACACACACACACACACACACACACACCUACUCAUAAACACACCCUCACACAGACACACAUAAACACAUGAUUUCCCUCUCACAUUUUAACAUCCACUCGCCCCUACACUGCAAUACUGGCAUAUAGCUUAUUACUUCUGAUCACCAUUAGUGCCUUAGUUAUCAUCAUCUACACUACUAAUUCUUAUUUGUA